Messenger RNA from Nymphaea colorata (pocket water lily), 399 nucleotides. RefSeq names its product heavy metal-associated isoprenylated plant protein 28. The record is from RefSeq and is a predicted model, not a curated record. Gene Ontology annotation, molecular function: metal ion binding. The transcript has 2 exons. Lineage: Eukaryota; Viridiplantae; Streptophyta; Magnoliopsida; Nymphaeales; Nymphaeaceae. The coding region runs from base 13 to 399 and encodes 128 amino acids.
CAGACAGUGGAGAUGAGAGUUCACAUGGAUUGUGCUGGAUGUGAGAUUAAGAUCAGGAAGGCUCUUCAAAGACUUCAAGGAGUUGAUAGCAUUGAUAUAGACAUGAGAAUGCAGAAGGUGACAGUAACAGGCCAUGCAGACCCGAAGAAAGUGCUUAAAACAGUAAGGAAGACCGGGAGGAGGGCUGAGCUAUGGCCAUCCCCAUACAAUACGGACCAUGCAUACAUCCAUCACUACCACCAUCAUCAGUAUCAGCCUCCGCAUGCUACAUCCCGUACAUCAUCAUCAUACAACUACUAUAAGCAUGGGUAUGACGGCCACAUGCAUGGCUACUAUCAUGGUCCUCCCCGUCCUUCUCUCUUUAGUGAUGAGAAUCCCCAUGCAUGCUCUAUCAUGUAA